AUUUGUGGAAAAUAAAGCAUUCUAUAGGCGGAGCUAGUGAACGCCUCUUUUAAAACACAAGUCUCCACACUUCCCUGUUCACUUCGGUUCCAGCAUCCUGUCCAGCAAAGAAGCAAUCAGCCAAAAUGGUACCUGGAGGCUUAUCUGAGGCCAAACCCGCCACUCCAGAAAUCCAGGAGAUUGUUGAUAAGGUUAAACCACAGCUUGAAGAAAAAACAAAUGAGACUUACGAAAAAUUGGAAGCUGUGGAGUAUAAAACCCAAGUCGUUGCUGGAACAAAUUACUACAUUAAGGUACGAGCAGGUGAUAAUAAUUAUAUGCACUUGAAAGUAUUCAAAAGUCUUCCCGGACAAAAUGAAGACUUGGUACUUUCUGGAUACCAGGCUGACAAAAACAAGGACGAUGAGCUGACGGGCUUUUAACAGCAUGUUCCCAAAGUGUUCUGAUUCCUUCCACUGGCUACUGAGUCAUGAUCUUUGCUGAUAAAUAUAAUCAUCAAUAAAGAAGCAUUCUUUUCCAAAGUAAUUAUUUCUUCAAUUAUUUCUCAUUUAUUGUAUUAAACAGAAAUUACCUUUUCUUUCUCAAAAUCAGUGUUAUUGCUUUAGAGUAUAAACUCCAUAUAAAUUGAUGGCAAUUGGAAAUCUUAUAAAUACUAGUCAAGCCUAAUGCAACUGGCUAAAGGAUAGUACCACCCUCACCCCCACCAUAGGCAGGCCGGUUCGUGGACUAUCAGUUCACCAGCCUCCUUGUUCCCUGUGGCUGCUGAUAACCCAACAUUCCAUCUCUACCCUCAUACUUUAAAAUUAAAUCAAGUAUUUUACAAA
Molecule: messenger RNA, 824 nt
Organism: Symphalangus syndactylus (siamang)
Lineage: Eukaryota; Metazoa; Chordata; Mammalia; Primates; Hylobatidae
Gene: CSTA
Product: cystatin A
Cellular component (GO): cytosol
Molecular function (GO): cysteine-type endopeptidase inhibitor activity
Source: RefSeq, a predicted model, not a curated record